This is a messenger RNA of Erythranthe guttata (spotted monkey flower), 6978 nucleotides long. Its product is annotated as ARM repeat superfamily protein. The record is from RefSeq and is a predicted model, not a curated record. Gene Ontology annotation, cellular component: site of polarized growth; cell cortex. NCBI's taxonomy places the organism in Eukaryota, Viridiplantae, Streptophyta, Magnoliopsida, Lamiales, Phrymaceae. Gene Ontology annotation, biological process: cell morphogenesis.
UAAUAAUAAUAAUAAAUUAAAAAUAAAAAUUAAGGAAAAAUCCAUGUCGCCGUUGGCCUGAGAAGAAGCAAAUCUCUGAUGGAAGAAGAAGAAGAAGAAAGAGAGAGAUGAAAUUCAACAAGCCAUUACUUCAUUUCGCACAAGCUUUAUUCAAUUGAGAUCACGAUAAAAAAGAAGAAGAAGAAGAAAUCAAUGCUAGGGUUGAGGUGAAAAUUUGAAGUUUAAAGCUGUGUGUGUGUUAUGUGAUUUAACGGUUGAGAAGAAAAAAAGAUGAAGGCUGGGAGUGCGGCGAAGCUGAUUGUUGACGCACUGCUGCAGCGGUUCCUUCCUCUAGCUAGGCGUCGCAUUGAAACAGCUCAAGUUCAAGAUGGGCAGUACCUUCGGCCAUCAGAUCCGGCUUAUGAACAAGUACUAGAUUCUUUAGCAAUGGUGGCGCGACACACGCCUGUACCUUUAUUAGAAGCUCUUUUACGAUGGAGAGAAAGUGAGUCUCCAAAAGGUGCAAAUGAUGCAUCAACAUUUCAAAGAAAGCUCGCAGUGGAAUGCAUUUUUUGCUCAGCUUGUAUUCGCUUUGUUGAGUGCUGCCCACAAGAAGGACUUACAGAAAAACUUUGGAUUGGGCUUGAAAAUUUUGUCUUCGACUGGCUAAUCAAUGCAGACAGGGUUGUUAGCCAAGUCGAAUAUCCUUCCCUUGUUGACUUGAGGGGACUUCUUCUGGACCUAGUUGCACAGCUACUUGGUGCUUUAUCACGUAUCAGAUUUAGUUCUGUGACUGAGCGCUUCUUCAUGGAGCUCAAUACUCGCCGAAUCGAUACCAGUGUUGCACGAAGUGAAACACUUAGCAUUAUCAAUGGAAUGCGCUACCUUAAACUUGGGGUCAAAACAGAGGGUGGUCUGAAUGCGUCAGCAUCUUUUGUUGCAAAAGCAAAUCCUCUUAAUCGUUCUCCUCAUAAGCGUAAAAGUGAACUUCACCAUGCACUUUGCAACAUGCUUUCAAAUAUACUAGCUCCACUUGCUGAUGGUGGAAAAGGUCAGUGGCCUCCUUCUGGUGUUGAACCUGCACUCACCUUUUGGUAUGAAGCUGUUGCGCGAAUAAGGGGGCAGCUGAUGUACUGGAUGGACAAACAAAGUAAACAUAUAGCUGUUGGUUAUCCUUUGGUGACUCUUCUUCUAUGUCUGGGUGAUCCUAAUACUUUCCUCAACAAUUUUGGUCCUCACAUGGAACAAUUAUACAAGCAUUUGCGUGAUAAGAACCACCGCUUCAUGGCCUUGGAUUGUUUACAUCGUGUUCUAAGGUUUUACCUGAGUGUCCACGGUGAUGCACAGCCUCCCAAUCGUGUAUGGGAUUACCUAGACAGUGUCACCUCUCAACUUCUGACAAUUCUCAGGAAAGGAAUGCUCACUCAGGAUGUCCAACACGACAAACUUGUAGAAUUCUGUGUGACUAUUGCAGAUCAUAAUCUUGAUUUUGCGAUGAAUCAUACUAUACUGGAAUUGCUGAAGCAAGAUAGUCCAGAAGCAAAGGUUAUUGGUCUUCGCGCUUUGCUUGCCAUUGUUAUGUCUCCUACUAGCCAGCAUGUUGGCUUGGAAAUUCUUCAUGUUCAUAAUAUUGGUCACUACAUUCCUAAAGUCAAGGCUGCAAUUGAAGCGAUUUUGAGGUCUUGCCAUAAAACUUACAGUCAGGCUCUUCUUACUUCUUCAAGGACUACAAUUGAUGCUGUUACAAAAGAGAAGUCUCAAGGCUAUCUUUUUCGCUCGGUGCUGAAGUGCAUACCUUAUUUGAUUGAAGAAGUUGGCCGAAGUGAUAAAAUCACAGAAAUAAUUCCUCAGCAUGGCAUUAGUAUAGAUCCUGGGGUACGUGAGGAAGCCGUGCAGGUUCUGAAUCGGAUCGUGAGAUACCUUCCCCAUCGCCGCUUUGCAGUUAUGAGAGGAAUGGCGAAUUUUAUUCUACGUCUUCCAGAUGAGUUCCCUCUUCUCAUCCAGACAUCGUUGGGUCGCCUUCUUGAGCUCAUGCGUUUCUGGAGAGCCUGUCUAUCUGACGAUAAGAUGGAACGCGAAUUAAAGCGUUUACAGAGAAUCGAGGGAUUAAAGAGGUCAUCAUUUAAGCAAACUCCAGAGGCAAUUGAAUUUCGUUCUUCGGAGAUAGAUGCAGUUGGUCUUAUAUUCCUUAGUUCGGUUGAUAGUCAGAUUAGACAUACUGCUCUGGAGUUGUUGCGAUGUGUGCGCGCUUUAAGACAUGAUAUACGAGAACUUUCAAUGCAAGAGCGAUCAGAUCAUAUGAGAGCUGAAGCUGAACCAAUAUUUGUAAUUGAUGUUCUAGAAGAGAAUGGGGAUGAUAUUGUGCAGAGCUGUUACUGGGAUUCUGGCCGUCCCUUUGAUCUCAAACGAGAGUCUGAUACUGUACCUCAUGAUGCAACACUCCAGUCUAUACUAUUUGAGAGUCCUGAUAAGAAUAGAUGGGCUCGAUGUCUUAGUGAGAUUGUGAAAUACACCGCCGAAUUGUGUCCUAACUCUGUUCAGGAGGCAAAAUUAGAGGUUAUCCAACGUCUUGCUCAUAUUACACCGUCCGAGUUGGGUGGAAAGUCUCAUCAGUCGCAGGACACAGACAAUAAGCUGGAUCAGUGGCUCAUGUAUGCAAUGUUUGCCUGCUCAUGUCCACCUGAUAGUCGUGAAGGUGGGGGUACAGCAGCAACGAAAGAACUAUUCCAUCUGAUUUUUCCUUCGCUGAAAUCUGGUUCUGAAUCACAUGUACAUGCAGCUACCAUGGCGCUUGGUCACUCACAUCUGGAUAUAUGCGAAGUAAUGUUCAGUGAGCUUACUUCUUUUAUAGAUGAGGUUUCUAUGGAAACAGAAGGCAAACCAAAGUGGAAGAGUCAAAAGUCUCGCCGUGAAGAACUCCGUAGCCACAUUGCAAAUAUAUACCGGACAGUUGCUGAAAAAAUAUGGCCUGGAAUGCUAGGCCGCAAACCAGUUUUUCGCCUUCAUUACUUGAAGUUCAUCGAAGAAACAACCAGACAGAUUAUGGCAGCAACUGCAGAGAGUUUUCAGGAGAUGCAACCUCUCCGAUACUCCCUUGCUUCUGUUCUAAGAUUUUUGGCUCCUGAAUUUGUUGAUUCAAAGUCGGAGAAAUUUGAUAUCAGAACUCGAAAGAGACUUUUCGAUCUCCUCCUUACCUGGGGUGAUGAUACAGGCAGUACAUGGAAUCAGGACGGUGUAAUUGAUUAUCGGCGUGAAGUUGAACGUUACAAGUCUAGUCAGCAUUCACGGUCAAAAGACUCUGUUGAUAAACUUUCAUUUGAUAAAGAAUUGAGUGAACAGGUCGAAGCAAUCCAAUGGGCCGCCAUGAACGCAAUGGCCUCUCUGUUAUACGGCCCUUGCUUUGAUGACAAUGCAAGAAAGAUGAGUGGCCGUGUAAUUUCUUGGAUAAAUAGCCUCUUUAUUGAGCCUGCACCCAGGGCACCUUUUGGAUUUUCACCAGCUGAUCCUAGAACUCCAUCUUAUUCCAAAUAUACUGGAGACGGUGGGCGAGGAGUAACUGGCCGUGAUAGGAGAGGUGGUCACCAUCGAGUUUCUCUAGCAAAACUGGCUCUAAAGAAUCUCCUCCUCACUAAUUUGGAUUUAUUUCCUGCCUGCAUUGAUCAGUGCUAUUAUUCUGAUGCUGCAAUAGCUGAUGGCUACUUCAGCGUGUUGGCUGAAGUCUACAUGCGUCAAGAGAUACCCAAAUGUGAAAUUCAGAGGCUAUUAAGUCUGAUCCUUUACAAAGUGGUCGAUCCAUCCAGACAAAUUCGUGAUGAUGCUCUUCAAAUGCUCGAGACACUUUCCGUUCGUGAAUGGGCUGAGGAUGGUGCUGAGUGCUCAGGAAGCUAUCGAGCUGCUGUUGUUGGCAACCUUCCCGACUCUUACCAACAGUUUCAGUACAAACUCUCUUGCAAACUUGCCAAAGAUCAUCCAGAACUGAGCCAACUUCUUUGCGAAGAGAUCAUGCAGAGGCAACUCGAUGCAGUGGACAUAAUCGCACAGCACCAAGUCUUAACAUGCAUGGCUCCAUGGAUUGAGAAUCUCAAUUUCUGGAAACUGAAGGAUUCCGGUUGGAGCGAAAGAUUGUUGAAAAGUCUUUAUUACGUGACGUGGCGCCACGGGGAUCAGUUCCCCGACGAGAUCGAGAAGCUAUGGAGCACCAUAGCUAGCAAGCCUAGGAACAUAAGCCCCGUUCUUGAUUUCUUGAUCACUAAAGGAAUCGAAGACUGCGAUUCGAACGCAUCGGCAGAAAUAAGUGGAGCAUUCGCCACGUACUUCUCGGUUGCCAAGAGGGUUAGUUUGUAUCUAGCUCGAAUCUGCCCACAACGUACAAUCGACCACUUAGUUUACCAAUUGGCUCUACGGAUGCUCGAAGAUACUGUGGAGCCACUGAGACCUGGUGCUAAUAAAGGUGAUGCCGUGGGAGGCAUCGUCUUGGAAUUCUCUCAGGCUCCUGCAGUGACUCAAAUCACCUCUGUUGUGGACAGCCAGCCUCACAUGUCUCCUUUACUCGUACGUGGUUCGCUCGAUGGACCACUAAGGAACACAAGUGGAAGCCUGAGCUGGAGAACAUCUGCUGUUGGUGGAAGAAGUGCUUCAGGCCCGUUGACUCCUAUGGCUGCAGAACUUAAUAUUGUUCCUGUAACCGCCGGUCGGUCCGGUCAACUUCUGCCUGCAUUAGUCAACAUGUCGGGCCCACUAAUGGGGGUACGUAGUUCAACUGGAAGCUUGAGAAGUCGCCACCUGUCACGAGACAGUGGGGAUUACCUCAUCGACACUCCGAAUUCUGGUGAAGAUGGAUUGCUUUCAGGGUUCGGGACCCACGGUGUCAAUGCCAAAGAGCUCCAGUCGGCUCUACAGGGCCAUCAGCAACACACGCUGACGCAAGCGGACAUUGCGUUGAUUUUACUAGCUGAAAUCGCCUAUGAAAAUGACGAGGAUUUUAGAGAGCAUUUGCCUUUGCUCUUUCACGUAACGUUCGUCUCGAUGGACAGUUCGGAGGAUAUUGUGUUGGAACACUGCCAGCACUUGCUCGUUAAUCUGCUUUAUUCGCUCGCGGGCCGCCACUUGGAGCUCUACGAUGUUGAGAAUAGUGACGGGGAGAACAGGCAGCAGGUUGUGAGCCUUAUCAAAUACGUCCAGUCGAAGAGAGGCAGCAUGAUGUGGGAGAAUGAAGACCCUACAGUUAUCAGAACAGAGCUUCCAAGUGCUGCACUCUUAUCCGCCCUCGUACAGAGCAUGGUGGAUGCCAUCUUUUUCCAAGGAGAUCUCCGGGAAACUUGGGGUGCAGAGGCUCUCAAAUGGGCUAUGGAAUGUACGUCGCGACACCUGGCGUGCCGGUCCCACCAAAUAUACCGUGCCUUACGGCCACGUGUUACUAACGACGCAUGCGUAUCUCUAUUGCGGUGCAUGCAUAGGUGCCUCGGUAAUCCAGUACCUUCGGUUUUGGGUUUUGUUAUGGAAAUCUUGUUGACUCUGCAGGUGAUGGUGGAGAAUAUGGAGCCGGAAAAAGUAAUACUUUACCCCCAGCUUUUCUGGGGGUGUGUUGCAAUGAUGCACACCGACUUCAUUCACGUGUACUGUCAGGUGCUCGAGCUUUUCUCUCGUGUGAUCGAUCGCUCCUCAUUUAGAGACACCACAACAGAAAACGUGCUUCUAUCAAGCAUGCCGCGUGACGAUAUCGACACAAACGCGUCAGACAGUUCCGAAUUUCACCGCAUAGAGUCGAGGAACCUCUCUCUAGUGUCACCCUCACUAUCUGCAAAGGUGCCCCCAUUCGAAGGGGUGCAGCCUCUCGUUCUCAAGGGGCUCAUGUCCACCGUAAGCCACGGUGUCUCCAUCGAGGUCCUCUCUCGAAUAACGGUCCCUUCUUGCGAUUCGAUAUUCGGCGAUGCGGAAACACGUCUCUUGAUGCAUAUUACAGGAUUACUCCCCUGGCUCUGCCUGCAGCUGGGCCAGGACACAUCAGCAGGAGUGGGAGUCACUUCACCGCUCUACCAGAAAGCCUGCACAGUAGCAAACAACAUCGCCGUUUGGUGCCGAGCAAAAUCAUUGGACGAGCUAUCCACCGUUUUCAUGGCUUACUCAUCCGGAGAAAUCAAAGGCAUCGAAAAUCUCCUCGCUUGUGUUUCUCCGUUAUUGUGCAACGAGUGGUUCCCGAAGCACUCUACUCUUGCCUUCGGCCAUCUGUUAAGGCUUCUCGAGAAAGGUCCCGUCGAAUAUCAACGUGUUAUUCUUCUCAUGCUGAAGGCUCUGCUUCAGCACACUCCAGUGGAUUCUGCACAGAGCCCUCAUAUGUACGCGAUUGUCUCACAGCUGGUCGAGAGCACACUGUGCUGGGAGGCUCUUAGUGUUCUAGAAGCACUCUUGCAAAGCUGCAGCCCUUUGCCUGGGUCCCACCCGCACGAUCAGGGCCCGUUCGAGAAUGGAUUCGACGACAAGUUUCUUGCUCCACAAACCUCCUUUAAAGCCCGAAGCGGGCCUUUGCAGUUUGCAGGGGUCUUAGGGUUUGGGCAGGGUUUUACCAAUUAUGGGCAAACGAAUACGAACGAAUCCGGGAUUUCGCCCAAGGAGUUGGCACUGCAGAAUACUCGUUUGAUGCUUGGGCGAGUUCUUGAUGGUUGCGCACUCGGUAGAAGGAGAGAUUACAGAAGGCUCGUUCCUUUCGUAACCACCAUAGGGAAUCCAUAGUGCAUGCAUGCCUGCCCAGUGGUGGUGUGAGUGUAAAUAGAUAAAAAUUUUAUUUUAGAUUUUAUAGUAAUUGUUAUCUGAUGUAAGUUUGAUUGAGUUUUGUUUGUAGCUAUGAAUGUUGAGUCACUAGUUUUUGUGAAAACAUUGUUUUUUUGAUAGUUUUUUAGAGUUGUGUAAUCUCAUUUGUUUGUAUGGAUACUACACAUUGCAUUCAGAUGGCUGGAAUGAGAUGUACAUAUAGAUUUAUCCUGGGUUGGAUUAUGUUCUAAC